UUGAUAAAGCUCAUUUCACUCUUGACAAGAGUAUUAUUUGGCCUGAUGCCGCUUUGUGAACGUUUCCUUCUUGAAAUUCGAAACUAGGCCGAGAUAGUCUGACACAUAAGUUGAUCGACAAAUUGUAAAUAUUAUGAGUUUGUCGCAAUAAAGCUGCUAUAUUUGUUCGCGAACCAGAGUACCAGACCACUUGCACGAUGGGCGUACAUUUUAAACACGCGGCGUUUGUGUUAGCGAGCUUACUCAACGUCGUUUUCACAAACGAGAAGAUCGGUAAUGAUGGCAAAACAACGACGACAAAAAGUUCAAACAACGAUGAUAGUGAAGACAUGACAGUUGGGAUAAUCGUCGGACUCAGUUUGACAGUGUUUCUGUGUUGCUUUUUUGGUUGCUUUUUGUGUCGCGCAUAUCACAGAGGAAGGAGCGGUCACGUGCAGCUUCUCAAAAUGGAGAAAUCAAACGGCCUUGAGCACGAUAAAAGUGGAUCUAAGAAAGCGGACACAUCACAUGAUUACGAGGAAGAAGUUUUAUGAUAACACCAUGGCAUCGCAAAUUUGCUGAUACGAAUGUAAAACUUACACUGAGAAACAGUUUGUCGUGAAAGAUUAGAAUUUAUCGAUCUCUCUUCAGUUGUUUAAAAUGGUGUUAUGACUAAUCUAAAGAAAUGUGUAUAGUAUGAAAGACUAGAGCAUUCUUUGCGUGUAGGUGUACAUAGUUAUUUGAAGAGGUAUAUACUUACACUUCAUUAAUGUAGUGAUGUACUAAAUUAAAUUAUGCAAGGGAAAUCCUUAUUAACGCUGACGGUGCAUGUACAGUUUUCUAAGGAAAUUUCCAUUCUGAAAAUUUACAUUGAAAUCCAUUUUCUCGCUUUUCUCUCUA
Molecule: messenger RNA, 879 nt
Organism: Xenia sp. Carnegie-2017
Lineage: Eukaryota; Metazoa; Cnidaria; Anthozoa; Malacalcyonacea; Xeniidae
Exons: 3
Coding region: 198-533 (111 amino acids)
Source: RefSeq, a predicted model, not a curated record